Molecule: messenger RNA, 1942 nt
Organism: Impatiens glandulifera
Lineage: Eukaryota; Viridiplantae; Streptophyta; Magnoliopsida; Ericales; Balsaminaceae
Product: ethylene receptor-like
Exons: 1
Coding region: 134-1942 (602 amino acids)
Cellular component (GO): endoplasmic reticulum
Molecular function (GO): ethylene binding; ethylene receptor activity; protein binding
Source: RefSeq, a predicted model, not a curated record
CUCUCCUCCGCUCCAUUCAUCUUCAUCAUCAGAUGAUCAUAUCACCGGUUAUUCUUUCAUCUCCAUCACGCUUCUCUCUCUAGGUCGCAGUUGCAGGCUUGUUUAAGAGGAAUAUUAAGUCGUCAGAAUUGUGAUGGAGUCCUGUAAUUGCAUUGAUCCUCAAUGGCCAGCUGAUGAACUAUUGAUGAAGUAUCAAUAUAUAUCAGAUUUUUUCAUUGCACUUGCCUAUUUCUCUAUACCACUGGAGCUCAUUUACUUUGUAAAGAAAUCUGCUGUCUUCUCCUAUAGAUGGGUGCUUGUCCAGUUUGGUGCUUUCAUCGUGUUGUGUGGUGCAACACAUCUUAUUAACUUAUGGACAUUUGGCAUGCAUACUAGAACUGUAGCAAUUGUCAUGACUACGGCUAAAGUUUUGACUGCUGUGGUAUCUUGUGCAACAGCCCUCAUGCUUGUGCACAUUAUUCCUGAUUUAUUGAGUGUUAAAACUAAGGAACUUUUUCUGAAAAACAAGGCUGCAGAACUUGAUCGAGAAAUGGGCUUGAUUCGUACACAGGAAGAAACUGGUAGACACGUUAGAAUGUUGACUCAUGAGAUUAGAAGCACUUUUGAUAGACAUACAAUAUUAAGGACUACUCUUGUUGAGUUGGGUAGAACUUUGUCAUUAGAGGAGUGUGCAUUAUGGAUGCCAACACGUACUGGACUGGAGCUUCAACUUUCCUACACUCUACAUCAUCAAAAUCCAGUGGGGUUUACUGUACCCAUUCAACUACCUGUGAUAAAUCAAGUAUUCUCUACUAAUUGUGCCGUAAAAAUAUCCCCAAAUUCCCCUGUGGCAAAAUUACGACCAACAGCAGGAAAACACAUGCCUGGAGAAGUGGUUGCGGUUCGAGUACCACUUUUGCAUCUCUCUAACUUCCAAAUCAAUGAUUGGCCAGAGCUGUCAACAAAGCGGUAUGCUUUGAUGGUUUUGAUGCUUCCCUCAGAUAGUACAAGGCAAUGGCAUGGUCAUGGGCUGGAGCUUGUUGAAGUAGCUACUGAUCAGGUAGCAGUUGCCCUUUCACAUGCUGCAAUAUUAGAAGAAUCAAUGAGAGCUAGAGACCUUCUUCUGGAGCAGAAUAUGACUUCCCCAUCAGCAAGUGAGAUGGAAACAAGGAGGUUAAGGAUGCUUCUUGAUAACCGAAGUAUGAAUCUAGGAAAAGAUGGCCUUCCAAAUCCUAUGGGAGAUGUGGUUUCUAAUGUUGGAUCGCUAUUACAAGCCGGUUGUGGUGUUUUGCCUCGAGGAGACCAUGAUAUGUUGAUCAAGUUAAAAAUGGCUCAGUUACAGCAGCAGCAACAACAGAACAAUAACCAACUUCAGCAACAUGCUCUCUCUGGUCCACAACAGUCCCAGAGUUCUAAUCAUAGUCUUCAUCCCCAAGAUAAAAUCGUUGGGUGGGGAAGCUUAACUGCAGGUGAUAGCAUGUCUAAUUCCUUUCGAGGAAAUGAUCAGACUUCAAAAACCCAGACUGGUCGAAAAAGGAAGCAGCCUGUAUCAUCAUCGGGUCCUGUCAAUAGUUCGGGGACUGCCAACACUGCUGACCCUUCACCAAGUUCAGCCCCAUCAACUCCCUCAAACAAUACUCCUGGUGAUGUGAUUUCAAUGCCUGCCUUACCACAUAGUGGUGGUACUUCUGCGAAACCAGUGAUGAUGUUUGGGAAUGACGGUUCUGGAACUCUCAUAUUUCCGUCUAAUCAGUUGUGGGAUGAAAAAGAUCUAGCGCAGGCUGAGAUGGAUCGGUUUGUGGAAGAUGGAACUCAGACGCAGGGUCGCCGGAAAUCUCCUUCGCCGGAGACAGAAAGGAGGCCGACGGUGGCUUCAUUUUCUUUUCUUCUAUUUCGAUUUCCCCAACUUCUGUUGAAGUUACAAAGAGGUCCCUGGACCUCUUUUAUUUUUAAAAUAACCUGA